AUGGUUGGCAUAAACACUCGUGGAACUGAUUGUACUGAUGCUGAAUGGAUUGAACAUUGUAAUAUGCCACAAAAUGAUCUAUUACCUAUUGAAAGUAAAAAAUACCUUGAAGCUAGGAGAUUAAUACGAUUGCCGAAUAGUAGUUCAUAUGCUCCUGAAAUCGGAAUAGCAAUAUGUUUCUCUUGUGAUCAGUUAGUAUAUACUGGACAAAGAAAGAAGAAUAUAGGAAAUUAUAACCAUAUAGGAAUGGAAAGACAUUGGAAAUUUUUAUGUACCGGUAAUAAAUACUGUGGUGUAAAUUAUGAAGAAUAUUUGAAAAUUAAACAAAAAUCUAAUUCCGGAUAUGAUUAUGACAAAAUUGGUAAGAAAAUUCAAGCUUGUAUAACUAUACAAAGAAAAUGGAUUGAAUUUAUGUACCGACCAGAUGGUAUGAUGGCCAAGCAAUUAGCUGAGCAUUACCAAUUAUUAUGGGCAGUUAGAGAAGAAAUGCAUCAAAUUAAUAAUGCACAACUUAUCUAA
Messenger RNA from Cetraspora pellucida, 519 nucleotides. NCBI's taxonomy places the organism in Eukaryota, Fungi, Glomeromycota, Glomeromycetes, Diversisporales, Gigasporaceae. The record is from the annotation of a GenBank genome assembly.